Molecule: messenger RNA, 7150 nt
Organism: Cydia pomonella (codling moth)
Lineage: Eukaryota; Metazoa; Arthropoda; Insecta; Lepidoptera; Tortricidae
Gene: Tusp
Product: tubby-related protein 4
Exons: 16
Coding region: 2273-6070 (1265 amino acids)
Molecular function (GO): protein binding
Source: RefSeq, a predicted model, not a curated record
AUGAAGUCGUGCAAGCCAAUCACAAAGACGAUCGUCUAGGUUGUAUCAAAACCAGUUCUAAAUCGCAAAAAAAAAUGUUAAGUUAGAAUACUACUUAGUUACUAACAUGUUUCUGUCACUUCCCUGUGGUUUAACUUUUCUGGGAGCAAUUAUUGACCGAGCGAGCGCGAGGAGGCUCAGUUUCAACUUGGGCAAUUUUUUAAAACAUAUGUUUGUCCGCUGGCUGCCCGGCUGUUCUUCUCUACAGGUCACAUUUCUCAACGGAUUCUCGUAAUUUUUGCGAGCGUUCUAUAAUUAUGUUUUUUUUGUCGAUUCUGUAUUUGGAAAUUUUUAAAAUGAUGUGUUCGGGAGGUCUAUCACUCACAGCGCCACUAGUUCGUAUUAUUUGGGAAACAUCAUUGAACUAAUGAGAUCGGUGAGCGCUAAAGUCUAGUGCGAGUGCUGCUAGACUAGUGCUAUGCACUGCUACUGAAGGCCUACCGCCGAUGUCGAAAAAAAAACGAAAAUUGUUACCUGCCUCUUGCGCAUUCCAGCGAUAGAGGGGCAGAUAACGAUUUUCGAUUUUGGGGUUAGGCCCUCUGACAUCAAAUUGGUAUAGUAUUUGAAGUUUCUCAACGCGCUCACAGGUACGUUAAUGCACUGUUGACACAAAUCCACGUUUGAGGCGCGGCGCGUUAACUUAAACAGACAUCAGAUUUUGAUGGAGACAACAUUUGAUCAAACUUAUUAAUGAAACAAUUAGUAAACUAGUGCUGUUUUGAAGAAUGAGGUUGUCAUUAUGGUCGAUUGUGUGAGAUGAAUAUUUUGUAAGGCAAACAUAAUGUAAAAACCGGACAAGUUCGAGUCGGACUCGCUCACCGACGGUUCCGUACUUUUUAGUAUUUGUUGUUAUAGCGGCAAUAGAAAUACAUCAUCUGUGAAAAUUUCAAGUGUCAAUCACGGUUCAUGAGAUACAACCUGGUGACAGACGGGCUAACAGGCGGACAGAGGGACGGACAGCGGAGUCUUAGUAAUACAGUCUCGUUUUACCCUUUGGGUACGGAACCCUAAAAAUGACAUCGGCAAAUUUCUUUGUGUACAUAUAUCGUGAUUUGACAAGCAAAACUUACAAGUGAUCUACUCCUACGAAGUUUUAGAGACAGUAUCAUAGGUACAGUCAGCAUCAAUAGUAGCGGGUGAAAUAACGCGCCAAAGGAUCUACCACCCAGGACUACUCUUCCAUUCGGUAGAGAUAUAUCUCUACAGUUCUUAUUUAAAAGUAUCUGUCACAGUCUAAUUGCUCUAUACAUAGAGACAUAUCUCGUUCUGGUAAGCUAGUAGAGAAUGAAAGUUACUUUCGACACAUAGUGUGAUCCGCUACAUAUUUUAUUUAUUUUUUUAUUUUAUUUUGAUUUGUAAACUGUACAUAUAGUCGCACUCUAGCGUAAUAAUGCAUACAUUUUGGUUGUCAACUGAUGUGAUGAAUUGAUGGAGGAAUAAACGCUUACUAAUAUAAAUUUACUACUGAUAAAAGUAAAAAAAAAAAACAAUUGCAAACGAAUUCCUCUCAUAAUGCUAGUUUCUAGCUAGAACAUAAACUUAGUAUUAACAAUUAAUCAUGUACAGUCAGCGUCAAAUACUUCGUAGCAGUCAAAGUAGCCAAAUAGUUCGGUACACCAUAUAUUUAGUAUGGUGUACCGAACUAUUUGGCCACUUUGACUGCUACGAAGUAUUUGACGCUGACUGUACCUACUUAUACCGGGAAAUAAAAAAAGUCCGAGAUUGUUAUUAUAAACCUUGAAAUAAUAUUUCCUUAUUAACAACUUGACAAUUUGCAAAUAAUAAUUUGUAAACAAUUUCAAAAUGGAUCCAAACAAAUACCUACGUAAACCACUUCCUUUUAUUAUUCUCUGAUUAUUUAGGUACGCGCUGUUAUUGUUAUUUCAACGUUCGUGGAAAACCGGCACGUGUACCGCGAGUCAGCGCCCUCUCCGCGCUUUCCACGGGUUUUCCCGCUUUCCCCCGGUGCGGGGCGCGCGCGACAGAGGGCGCUAGUGGCCGCCAAUCAAUACCUGCGCCUCGCGUCGCCGAGCCUCGACUACCCCAGUGCUCGCUGUCACCGCCGCCGCCGUCACGUCACCAGCGGCCCGAGCAAACAAUUUGGCAUUCAUGAUAAAUCCUCACCAAAAUAAACUAAAACUCACACUAAAAUGCGCCCGAACCAUCUAACUAAGCUACAAACACAAAUCUGUUCAAACUCUUAGUGAUUGUUAUUAAGUGUUAAUUAUCAAAAAUGCAUCUCCAUUUCGAGAGAAACGUGAACGCUAAAUGUGAUUGCACCAUACUAUCUUUAUCAUGGAUGGGCAAGGUUCCUGAUGAGCUGCCUGAGGAGGAAGGAUGGAAGCUAAACCGCAACAAUUACUACCAAGAAGGCUGGCUGGCGACGGGCAACGUGCGCGGCGUCGUCGGCGUGACUUUCACGUCGUCGCAUGCGCGCCGCCCGCACGAGCUGCCAGCGCGCACGAAUUACAACUUGCGCGGCCACAGAUCUGAUGUGAUCCUAGUGAAAUGGAACGAGCCCUACCAGAAGCUAGCUUCGUGCGACAGUUCCGGGGUGAUCUUCGUGUGGAUCAAGUACGAAGGCCGCUGGAGCAUCGAGCUAAUCAACGACAGAAGCACGCCCGUCACACACUUCUCCUGGUCACAUGACGGCCGCAUGGCGCUCAUCUGUUACCAGGACGGCUUCGUACUCGUGGGCUCUGUGGCGGGCCAGCGCUAUUGGUCGUCCAUGCUGUCGCUGGAUGCGCGCAUCACUUGUGGCUGCUGGACGCCGGACGACGGACAGGUGUAUCUUGGGACGGCGUCCGCGCAGCUGGUCGUCAUGGACGUGCACGGCGCUAUGGUGUCGCAGGUCCAGCUAGUAGCGGAAGGUGGUAUAACGUCGAUGGCUUGGUCCUGCGAAAAGUUCAAGAUGGAGGAGGGUGAGGAGGGGGGCGAAACUAACGGCGGGCACGUGCUGGCCGUCGCUUUGGGCAACGGCGAAAUAGUGCUACUCCGUGGACACGAUGACGUGAGCCCAGCACGCAUGCGCACCGGCAUGCGCGGAACCACGCUCGCCAUGGAGUGGGCCAACUCACGUGAGCUCCUGGCUGUAGCUGGCACCCUGUUGCCAGAGGGGUCCGAGCCGGCGGACGAGCCGCCAUUCAAGAACGUGGUCAAGUUCUACUCCGACACCGGCGCUCUCAUCUACACCGUACCCAUUCCUUUCACUCAGGCUCGCGUUACAGCGCUAACAUGGGGGCACGCGGCGCGCCGACUUUUUGUCGGCGUCGGCGGCGCGGUGUGCACGGCGCGCGUGUGGCGCGUCGUCGCGCCGCUGCAGCUACUGGCGCGGGUGCGCGCGGCGCAGGCGCUGCGGGACCCGCGCGCCGCCGCGAGCUUGCCGAUUCCACCGCGGCUGCAGCCCGCGCUGGCUAACCUUUUCGCGCAUACUAUACGGUGCAACGUGCCAGAAUCUCUAGAGCUCCGUCGCUUCGUCUCCCGGCCACCAGGGGGCGCCAGCGGCGGCGGCGGUACCCGACUACACUGCACCAUGUUGCGGCAUGAUGAUGAAGAGGCCGGCUAUACCCUGUACCUUGAGCAUUUAGGAGGUCUGGUGCCUCUGUUGAAGGGGCGGCGAACCAGCAAAAUUAGGCCCGAGUUUGUCAUCUUUGAUCCUCAGGGUGAAGAGAGCGCGAUCCGCAGUGCAUGCAUUCGUGAGAGCAGCAGCAGCAGCAGCGGCGCCGGCAGCUCGUCCAGCAGCGCCGGCAGCGGAGCCGGCCGCGCCUCGCCGGUGAAACACUCCGACACCUCCGACAGUGACCGGGAGGAAGGCUGCAGCGGCUCCCCGCGCCUGCAGCGGCGGCGGCGCGCGCGCACGCGCCGCAAGCUGCGCGCCGAGCGCGACGACGCGCCCGACGAGCUCGCCUACAUCGACUCGCUGCCCGAGGAUGUGCGAUUAGUAGAAGUAACCUCUAAUAUCUGGGGCACAAAAUUCAAAAUGCACGGUCUAGUCAAGAACGUGCCUGCCAACCUCGGACAGGUGACCUACAAGACGUCGCUCCUGCACCUGCAGCCGCGGCAGAUGACGCUCACCAUCGCCGAGCUUCGCGACGACCAGGCGCCAGCUCCGGACCCGAAUUUCAACCCCAAUAUAUUCUCAGAAGACGAAGAAGAGGUGUUCCCUGAUAGACACAAGACGCUCGCAGAUCGCGCUAACUCUAACGUACCUGCCCCGGCUGAGGUCACAACAAACAAUCAUAAUAAUAAUGCUCACGCAUCACUAGCGCGCGCUGAAUCUUACGACGAGUUCCCGUACAUCGACACGGCCGAGCCCGCGCCCGUCCGCCGCGUCGGCACCCCUCCCGUCCCCAGCCGCCACGCCAUCUCCCCGCUCCGCUGCGAAGGCUCCGUCCCGACCCUCCAAUCUCCCAAAAAUGCCGUCGCCCCCACUGACAUCAUCUUCGAGCGACCCUCCCCUCAGACUGUCACGUGCGGCGGCGGCCGGGGCGACUUCUGCGGCGGACGCGCCGACUACACCGUUCGCGGCGACAAUGUUUCCUUAAAAGGAAAUUUAUCCAACAUAGAUCAGCAGUUCAGCCUCAAUCUAAGUUUAGAACCCAGCAGGCAGGUCACAAUAAAAAAAUGCGACAAUCACGUCACCGACAACUGCCUCUCAAAACUCCGUAAAAACAUUUGCGCGCGCGGCGAGUCCGCCUCCUACGAAGUGAACACUAGAAUACUCAAAUCGCUCUGCAAUAAGAACUACGAGCACGAGGUACAUCCGGAUGCGAUGGGCAGACGGGAGACGCUCAGGAGUCUACAGAAGGGCGAAGACCUGAAGUUUAUCGACGAGGAAACGCCGGUGGAACCCAGCGGCACGAGCUCGAGGGAACCGCGCGUACAGCGGACCACUACCGUCGUGCCUAUCAGUCCCGUGUGUGGCAGCGUACCGGUCUACGAUACCAUGACGCGCAGCUGCAGCGUCGGCUACCUGGACAUGGUGGAUCCGGCGGUGCUACACUCUCGAGUGUCAGUAGCGGCGCUUCGGGAGCCGCCGCGCCGACUCGUUCUCGUCGGCGACUCGGGCCGGCGCCGCCGACGCCGUCGCGAGCGACACCAGGACGCAAACAAACCUACUUUAAGGAAAUGCGGCAAAUCGAGAAGCCUCGACUCGAGCGAGCUGUCGCUAGAGAAGAAGCAGACCCGGCAGUCCCGCCUGGAUAGCUUGGAGCCGCGGGCGGAGGCUCGCGCGACGCGGCGGCGCGACUACCCGGUGUGCACGGCGUGCCGCCUGGUGUCGCCGUACGACCGGCGCGACGUGGACGCGGCCACGUACGUGUGCGUGGCGUGCUCGCCGCGCGCGCCGCCGCCCGCGCCCGCGCCGCCCUCGCCGCGCGCGCCCGCCGCCGACAGCGACUCCGACUACAGCAAGUAUUAUAGUUCGCUGGAGCAGCUAGCGCUGCGGCUGUUGGCGUCUCGCUCUCGCAGUUCGCGCGAGAGAGAGAGCAGCUCAGCGCCGGCGUCGCCCCGCCCCGCGCGCUCCACGCCCGCCUCCCCUGCGCCCGCGCCGCGCCGCACGAGAUACUCUUCAGCCUCGCCUAUUAGACAACUACUGAAUUCACCACUCCUCUCUCGGCGGCGUAAGAAGCCGUCCGAGAGUUCAGACGACGAGUGCUCGGGCUACAGCGAGGUCAACGGCCGCAACUACCGCGACCUCGAGAGCUUCCAGAAGGCUCAGCUUAGGAACAAGUUAAAGCGCGCCGGCGGCGCGGCGGCGGCGGCGGAGCCCCGCGCCGGCCCGCGGCGGCAGCUCGUCAUGCACAACAAGGCGCCCAUGUGGAACGAGAACAGCCAGGUCUACCAGCUGGACUUCGGCGGCCGCGUCACCCAGGAGUCCGCCAAGAACUUCCAGAUCGAGUACCACGGGAAACAGGUAAUGCAGUUCGGGCGAAUCGACGGCAACGCGUAUACACUCGACUUCCAGUACCCGUUCUCGGCGCUGCAGGCCUUCGCUGUAGCGCUCGCCAACGUCACGCAGCGCCUUAAGUAAACGUCGACAGCAUGCCAGCGCCACCCUCGCAGUCCUCCCUACGUCUAUGCUAUCUUAUGAUACCAGGGAGUCCGGUCAAGUCACAAUCAUUUAUAGACAUUGCCAGUUUAACCUUAAAUAAUGUAUGGAAAUGAUCACAUGAAUUUCGGGUGGUCAAAUCAUACGUUUUUCCUUUUUGAUGGCAUUUGUCGAUAAACGAAUGUUAUCUUAGCUACGGCCUCCGUGCACGCCAAGGUUGUAACGAAAUACAACAGCAAACUUGAUUUCGUUCCCUGUUCCUCUAUUUAUCAUCUUAAGUGAGAGCUUUAUGGACUUAUUUCCAUUUGUAUUUUAGAGCUGUGCACUCUACGGAACAAGGUCACUUCAAGCGUCAGUUCCAAUGGAAAGUUCCCAAUAGCCCAAGACGGCUGGAGAUGCUUUGACGUGCGUUUAAUUCCUGAAUAUCCAUAUUUUCAUGCUAAAUACUUUCAUGGUAAUUUAUAUAGCGGUCAGCGUCAUUCUUUUGAGUGGCAUGCAUAAUUACAAAGUACCUAUGUACAAAAGAGACAAGCGAUGAGUGGACUAUAAUUGUGACAUCCAAGUGAAAAAUGUUGACGCUACCUUUCCGCCAAAAACCUGUACAUUUCAGUGAGAGUUUUCUUAGUUAACACUGGAUAUCGAAUAAGUGAAAUGAUGGUCGUGACUUGCUAGCUAUGCUGCUUUAUAUCAAUUUGGAAAAAUGUGCCAUAGCACCCUCCGCUGUAACGUUAAAAAUUGAAAUUUUUGGGACUAAUUUGCUCGCUUAGUGUCAGUACAAACAACAUCGAUAUUGAGGUAUAGUAUAGGUAGGUAGUUGUAUGUCUGAAUAUACAAUUAUCAUCAGUAUUUUGUUAUUUUGAUGUUGUAUGUACGAUAGGCCCGCUUGCAUCGGCCCAAUAGCGUAGGAAGACAUAUAUAGAUAUUUUGUACACAUGCUUAGAUAGGUAGCUUCGAAGUAUUCCCUUCGCCGCGGCCGCGGCGUGGUACAAUUUGCGCCCUUACAGUCUUAUCUAUUCUAUGAACAGUAGCUAAGUAUAUACAGAAACGCAAUGUUUUAAUUUU